UUGGUUUUCAAUCUAGAUCUGUUGUUCAUUCAAUUUCCUUUUUUGUGAUAUCUACUUGUUAGUUUAAUGCUACUUGGGUUUUAGUAAAGUUGGUUUAUUUCAAGUUGGUCAACUAGUUGAUAUCUCUUGAUGGAUCUCCUUUUCUUGUUGCCCUGUAAUUGGGAAAUGGACCGGGUGAUUUAAGCAUAUGUACUAACGAGCUAGUUUUGUGGUUUGAGUUAAAAGGAUGUAGGCUCAGGUGUCAUAUCAUUUAUUUUAAUUACUAUUAGAAAGAAAAGUAUUAUGAUUUGAGUCACACUGUAAGCUGGGACAGGAUGGAUCAUCAAUUUUAUGUGUGUGUUUGUAUGUUUCAAUUUGUUGGUUUGAUCUGCAUUUAAGUGAGGAGACUAUAGUAUGUCUCACUUUUCUGGUUUUCGCCUUAGUUAUCACAACCCAUUGGGCUAAUUUAUCUAGAUUUGUGUAUGAAUCAUUUGAUGGGAAUUGUUCCAUUCCUAGGCUUGAACCCGAGACCUCUGUUAAGGGUGGAGGGAGUUUGAUUCGUCCUGUAUUACCAAGAUAGCUCAUUUCCAAUGAAGAAAUAAAGGGACAUGUUUAUCAAGUGCGACCACUCUUAAUUUGAGAAACGGAGUCCACCAAGUUUGGAUCUUUAGUUUUUGAACUCAUUGGGUAUACUCAGUAACACAGAGAAGAACAAGAAAGUGCAUUAAGGACGUCGCAAUGGGAAAUGGGGAAUGUGUAUAGUAGCUCUUCCAGAACCUAGUUUCAGCCUGUGUAGAUUUGUCAGUAAAAUUCCCCUUUUCUUCAUCAAAUGCUUGAAAGAUAACUGUUAUGAUUUGAGAGUGUUGAUAUGAGCAAGUUACUGCCUACCAGCCUUGCUUACUUUAACAAGAAAAGGAAGUUUCAAGCUGAACAAUUGGGAAUGCCGCUACCUAAGCAUGUGUGCUCAUAUCAGAGCUCUGCUGAAUGUACUUCUUCACAUACUGGCACAGCAGCUAAAGAAUCUUCGGCAUGCAUGAUUAUAGUAGAAAAUGCUGCAAGGGGCCAAGAUGAUGAUAUAGAACUAGAAUCUGAGAAUGGCAGCAAUAGCUUUUGUGAAGAUGCUGAUUCUGUCACGUCUCAUGAGGCUAAACUUGAUCCUGGAUGUCUGAAAGCAUGUUCAUCUGAUCACGCUUCAACUUCAUCUGUUAAUUUGUGGGGCAACCUUUAUUCUUUGGAGAGCAGAUCAGUGACAAAAUUAAUGCCUGAUAGGCCGGAGCAAUCCCCUACCGGCAGAGUAUGGGGUACUCUACAUCACGGUUCCGGAUGCGACCCGUCAAUGGAUUAUGAGGAGCACUUGUUGGGAUUGGGGAAUCAUGAGGAUUGCACUUGCGCAGAAUGCAGGACUGAGGGCAUUGAGCUCGCAACAGAAAAAGAAGUUGAAAACUUGCUUAAUGCCAAUGUGAAUCCUAACAAUUAUGUUCUUUCAUCUGGAAGAUGGACUGUUAACCAAGAUUCACAGCCAAGUUCCACAAAACUAACCAUUGAUAAGGAGUUUGAGCAGUACUUUUCCAUGCUUAUGCUGUAAGAAGAAACCACUGAUCCAGUUCGAAAGGCUGGCUUGUGUAUGUAGUUAAUAAUUGGUUUCAAUGGCUUGUUUAUGUAGUUAUUAUUAUUUGCUAUGUUGUCCUACAGCCCUCCAUUGUAACAACAGAAACAAAUUUGGUAAUUUAACUACCUUGAUUGGUAUUAUUGUACAGAGGCUUUUGCUUGCAUAA
Solanum lycopersicum (tomato) is the source of this 1754-nucleotide messenger RNA. Its product is annotated as protein FAR-RED-ELONGATED HYPOCOTYL 1-LIKE. Gene Ontology annotation, cellular component: nuclear speck; cytoplasm. The record is from RefSeq and is a predicted model, not a curated record. NCBI's taxonomy places the organism in Eukaryota, Viridiplantae, Streptophyta, Magnoliopsida, Solanales, Solanaceae. Gene Ontology annotation, molecular function: nuclear import signal receptor activity. Gene Ontology annotation, biological process: response to red or far red light; maintenance of protein location in nucleus.